AUGUUAGCAUAUGGCGUAACAGCUGAUGCUGUUGAUGAUUAUGUGCACAUAGGCGAGAGCACUACAAUUGAAUGCUUGGAAAAAUUUGUUAAAUGUGUUAUUUCGAUGUUCGAAGAUGAAUACUUGCGAAAACCAAAUCCAAAUGGUGUACGACGCCUGCUACAAAUGGCGGAGGGUUGCGGCUUUCCUGGCAUGUUGGAUCGUUCUCCAGUGUUCGAUGAUAUUCUAAAUGACUGUGCUCCGGAGGUAAAUUAUACUAUUAACGAUAAUAAUUAUACUAUGAGAUACAAUUUAGCAAAUUGUAUUUAUCCUGAAUGGGCCACAUUUGUUAAAUCAAUCUCAAAACCACAAGGUGAGAAACGCAAGUUAUUUGCACAAUAUCAAGAAGGACAAAGAAAAGAUGUGGAGCGAGCAUUUGGAGUGUUGCAAGCAUGCUUUGCAAUUAUACGUGGUUCAGCUUGCUUUUAG
Molecule: messenger RNA, 468 nt
Organism: Arachis stenosperma
Lineage: Eukaryota; Viridiplantae; Streptophyta; Magnoliopsida; Fabales; Fabaceae
Exons: 2
Coding region: 1-468 (155 amino acids)
Source: RefSeq, a predicted model, not a curated record